AUGAAACCUAAUAUUUAUAAAAUUAGGAUAUUAAGAGGUGUUGGAUAAUGUGAAAAUUUUCCUCAAGUAGUUAUUUUUGGCAAAAUUCAUAUGUUCUUCUUAAUUUAAUUCAUUCUAUCUCCUUUAAAUAUACUUGAAUUUUAGGAUAACAUUAAUUAUUUUAGUUAUAAAAAAUGUCCUAAAAGAAAAAAAAAAGGGAAGUAAGACCUAAUAGAGUUGCUUGGUCUGCUUGAAGACGACAUAGAAUAAUAUCUAAAUCAAUAAUCAAUCUUUAUUAAAAUUUUUUUCCAAGCAUGGCUCUAUUUCAAAAGUAUUCCAAAAUAAUGAAAUAUAAUAUAAUAGAUUUUAAUAUUCGAAAGAGGUUAGCUUUAAACAAAAGUAUUUAUAGAAUAUGAUGAAGUUGAUUCAGCUAUUGAUGCCAUCAAGUAAGGAUUAGCUUUUAAUGUAGAUUUCUGAAUAACACAAAAAUCUUUAAUUAAAUUUCAUGCAAUGUUAAUCAUUCUAGAUUGAAAUAACUAAAGCUUGAUAUUGUACCAUAUACUAAGGGUCUUGAUUUUACUAACCCUCCUUCUAGCACUAAUGAUUAAGUCGAUACUAAUUGUGAAUAGGAAGAGAUAACUAAAAUCAAUGAAUGGGAAGAUUAUUAAUUUGAGAACGAUUCUACAGAGGAGGUUUAUGAUGAAGAGGAAACUUAAUUUUCAGAAGAAAAAAUGAUAGAUAUAAAAUCUAAACUCAAUUAAAUAGAUGAAGAAAUCAAUAAAACUAUUGAAACUAAAAUUGAUAAAGCUUUGGAUAGACUACAUUAAAAUACUAUUUGUAUUUAAGUUUUAAUCACUUAUGAUAUACUAAAUGAUUUAAAUUUUAUUAUCAAAAUAUUUUGUCACUUUGGAUAAAUUGUAAUUUUUUCGACUAAAAUUUAGAAGUAUUUAAAGUAAAGCUAAAUAUAUUUAUACAUCAAAUAUGGUUCCAAUCAUGAAUGUUAAAAAGCAUUUUAAUUGCUUAAAGAAUAUUUAGAAAUAAAGCUUUAAUAUAAUUUUGAAAAUCUAAAUGGUAAAUUAAUCCAGCCUAAUAAUUAAAAAAUAUCGAUAAUUAAUCAACCCUCUAAGAACUUUUCUAGUCAUACAAAAUUAUUAAGUAAUAGAACAAGGCUUUAAUAUAAAUCAAAUAAUAAAACAAAUGAGAUAUUCAAAAUUUAUAUUUCUCUCUUUUAUAAAUUAUUAUUUAUUAAGAACGAAAUUUUCUUUUUAAUUAUUAAAAAAUAUUAUAGGAAAUUAUUGUAAAUUACUACAAUCUCCUAGUACUUCUAUUUUUGA
Paramecium sonneborni is the source of this 1313-nucleotide messenger RNA. The record is from the annotation of a GenBank genome assembly. Lineage: Eukaryota; Ciliophora; Oligohymenophorea; Peniculida; Parameciidae.